This is a messenger RNA of Somion occarium, 4072 nucleotides long. The record is from the annotation of a GenBank genome assembly. NCBI's taxonomy places the organism in Eukaryota, Fungi, Basidiomycota, Agaricomycetes, Polyporales, Cerrenaceae.
AAGAUUAGACUUCCUUUCUUGCCUCCGACCUUCAUCUCCUUCAAUGCAUCCUCUUGACAAAGAUGCUCUAAUAGAUGUUAUCAUAGACCCGAGACCUGAAAAUGCUGAGAACAUUUUGUCGGAAAUUGGUCUCGCUUCGUUACCGUCUCGCGAGCAAGUGCACGCGGAGAUAGAAACUGAACUUCUCCUACCGAAGUCAAGUCUACCGUCACACUGGCUACCAACGUAUCAAAUACAUUGGGAACACGAUCUGUCAAUACCGUCACUGAUAACAUUCGAGCCUUCACCUCCGCCGACUACUCUUGGGUUCGUCAGGUCAGGAUUGCAUGGCCGUGUCACUGGUUACACCGAGAUAUCCAAUCCGAAAUUGAGGACAGGUCUCACUUCAACCUCUCUUGAGCGCGCACCUGGACCCAGUGACAACUUCGUGAGAGGUAAAUCAGGAUAUGUACCUUUUUGGCCUGGAGGAAUGGAAGAUGUCUCCAAGGAGUCCGCCGCCGUUCUCGAUUUAAGUGAAGCCUCUGAGGGUUUGAAGUCAAUACCUCCUGGCUUCAGCCGAGGUCUGCGCCUUCCUGGCGAUGAAUUAGAGGACAGCAUUUUGUCAACACUCAAGCUUCCCUCAACAAAGCAACAGGGUUAUAUUGUGAAUGGUGAGGCUGAGAUUGCAGAUGAGGGGAUCGAACCAGAGGUCCCACUCACUGUCGAGGACGCCACAUUUGAUAUCGACAGUUUACUACCGACAACAACUGCGCGUUUGAAUCCCAUAGCCUCUGCUCAACGUCCUUUCCGAAAAACAAAUAUCCAAAAGCGUGACUGGGUCCAUGUGGUGGAUAUCAAUAAACCAAUGACAAAUUUCCAUGAACUAGUGCCUGAAAUGGCUCACAAGUACCCGUUCGAACUAGAUACCUUCCAAAAGGAGGCUGUGUAUCACUUGGAAAUGGGAGAUUCCGUGUUUGUUGCAGCUCAUACAUCCGCAGGCAAGACUGUAGUGGCAGAAUAUGCGAUCGCGCUGGCUGCGAAACAUAUGACUCGCGCCAUCUAUACAUCUCCGAUUAAGGCGCUGUCCAACCAAAAGUAUCGCGACUUCAAGCAGACGUUUAGUUCUGCUUCGGUUGGUAUCUUGACCGGCGAUGUGCAGAUUAAUCCCGAGGCAAACUGUUUGAUAAUGACUACAGAAAUCCUGAGAAGUAUGCUCUAUAAGGGCGCUGAUCUCAUUCGAGACGUGGAAUUCGUGAUCUUCGACGAGGUUCACUAUGUGAAUGAUGCAGAGCGAGGAGUGGUCUGGGAAGAAGUCAUUAUCAUGCUUCCCGACCACGUAAACAUCAUCCUGCUAUCUGCGACGGUACCGAAUACCAAAGAGUUCGCCGAUUGGGUUGGCCGAACGAAGAAAAAGGACAUAUAUGUUAUUUCGACGGCUAAGCGCCCGGUACCUCUGGAGCACUAUUUGUAUGCCGGACGUGACUUGCACAAGGUCGUGGAUGCAAAUAGACAAUUUCUCUCAAAAGGCUACAAGGAGGCAGGAGAGGCACUGCGUCGGAAACAAGACAAGGAACGGGAAGCUGCGGGUCUUCCACCUGUGCAAAAAUUGGGUGCGCGCGCAGCUGCGCCUCAACGAGGUGGGCAACGAGGAGGCCCGCCGGGUCGUGGGGGUCAGUCAGGGCGCGGAGGUGGCAGGGGUGGUGUGCCUUCCCGAGGGUCAGCUCCCACAGGGCGUGGCGGUUCGUCAAGGACAUUUCAUCAACCCGACAAGAAUCUCUAUGUUCAUCUUCUCGGGCAUCUUCGCAAGAAGGCAUUGUUACCUGUGGUCGUCUUUACCUUCUCAAAGAAACGCUGUGAAGAAAAUGCAGGCACAUUGACUAAUGCGGAUUUGUGUACCUCGGUGGAGAAGAGCGAGAUUCAUGUUGCCAUUGAGAAAGCACUGUCUCGCCUCAAAGAUGCCGAUAGACGACUACCGCAGAUUCGCCGCAUGCGAGACCUCCUAUCUCGUGGUAUUGGGGUCCAUCAUGGUGGCUUACUACCGAUUGUUAAGGAGGUGGUGGAGAUCCUAUUUGCCCGAGGACUCGUCAAGAUUCUGUUCGCUACUGAGACAUUUGCCAUGGGAGUGAAUAUGCCUGCAAAAUCUGUUGUAUUCUCGCAUAUCCGAAAACAUGAUGGACGUGGCUUCCGGGACAUUCUUCCUGGAGAAUACACGCAGAUGGCCGGACGCGCUGGGAGACGUGGUCUGGAUCCGACAGGAACAGUCAUCAUUGUCGCCAGUGAUGACCUCCCGGAGCAAACCACACUUCAUAACAUAAUCCUCGGUACUCCGUCAAAGUUACAGUCACAAUUCCGCUUAACAUACAACAUGAUUCUGAACCUACUGCGUGUGGAGGCUUUGCGAGUCGAAGAGAUGAUCAAACGCAGCUUUUCUGAAAAUGCAUCUCAGCGGCUACUACCUGAUCAACAAAAGAAGGUGAUUGAGGGAGAGAAUAUACUUGCGACACUGCCUAAACUGGAAUGUGACAUUUGCGCACCUGACAUCGACCAAUUCUAUGAUGAUGAGUAUGAGAUCGUGGAACACAACAGUCGACUCAUUACUCUAGCCUCCAAUCAUCCUCAAGGGGUCAAGCUCCUCUCACCUGGAAGAGUGAUUAUUCUUAGAGAUGGGCAUUUCAAAUGGAAUAUCGGCGUUCUCCUCAAACAGUCUGUAUUUGCUUCCAGUCAAAUCGGUGGCCGGGAUAAGGUCAAACUGUAUGAUGUCCUUGCACUGGUUACACGAGAAACCAAAAGCGGAAAGCACGAUGUCGACGGACAGGCCGUGCCUCCCCGGUGGCCUGCUCGACCUUCCGACAUAGAUGGUACUGGCGAUGUGUAUGAUCUGCGCAGCGUUUCCACGAACAGCAUUGCGAUGGUGACUACCCGCAGCCUGAAGCUGGAUAUCAAUAUGAUCGUACACGGCCAUCGCAUAUCCCAUAUGAACAAGGCUAUCCGGAUGCUUCGGGAAAUCUUACAGGAAUGGAAGACCGCUGGCGACAGAAUACCGGAGGUUGAUUGGAGCAGUCGCAUGCGUUCUUUGGAAUUCCAAGAGACUCUCCGCGCUAGAAACGAGUUGGUAUCAAGAUUGCCACGUUAUGCAUGCAUACUUUGUAGCGACUUCGAACGACACUAUGCAAUGCUUAACGGCGAAAAGGUCCUGCGAGCGAAUGUCGCCCAACUGAAGUUGGCCAUCUCGGAUCAGAAUCUAGAGUUGAUCCCGGACUACGAGCAGCGGAUCGAGGUUCUCAAGGAGCUCAAGUUCAUUGAUGACAAUUCGACUGUACUUCUGAAGGGUCGGGUUGCUUGCGAAAUAAAUUCUGCGAAUGAACUUGUCCUCACCGAGCUUAUUCUGGAGAACACCUUGGCAGCCUACGAACCCGAGGAGGUAGUCGCACUCUUGUCGUGCUUCGUUUUCCAGGAGAAGACAGAUGUGGAACCCGUCAUACCCCCAAAGCUUCAGGAAGGCCGAGAUGCCAUUACGGCUAUCGCCUCACGCGUCGAGCGUGUCCAGGAGCAAAACAAAGUCCCGAUCGAAGAGUUCCGUGCUCUGAAAUUCGGGCUAGUGGAGGUAGUGUAUGAGUGGGCGAAGGGCAUGCCAUUCGAACAAAUUACCGACCUCACUGAUGUUGCAGAAGGUACCAUCGUCCGAGUAAUCACCCGCUUGGAUGAAACAUGUCGAGAGGUCAGAGACGCAGCCCGUGUCAUUGGCGAUGCCGAGCUGUUCAAGAAAAUGGAAGAGGCCCAAAUCAAGAUUAAGCGAGACAUUGUGUUCGCAGCAAGUCUGUAUUUCUAGACAUGGAUUCACAUAUGCACAUCUGCUGUGUCAUCGCAGCAACAUUGUCACCUGUAGCUCAAGAACAUGUAAUAAUUGCACAGAUCACACGGCGGAACGCAAGGAUUUUAUCCUCAUGAGCCCAAGAUUAUAUAUGUACGAAACCAAUACAGAUGAGCAGUAAGCUGGGAAAAAUAGGAAGAACCUCAACAUGAACCUCCUUCGUCUGCUUUUGCCUAAGAACCUCGCGAUUACUUCCGCUUCUUGACAGGGGUAUCGGCCUUC